AUGGUCCGCAAGCGUGUGCUUUCGUUCAUGUCGGUCUUUGGCCCCAAGAACAAUGACUCGGACAAGGAGGGCUCGAAUUCCUCGAGUAAUGUCACCCUUGCCCAAACACCGCCGCGUUAUGAGACCCCAUCCCCGCCUUCAGAGCUUGCGCCGACGGGAGGCGCCGCAACGCCGCGGAGUGACGGAAAGGGUGCGCGGCCGGCAUCGACAAUCUUUUCACGCAAUCCGCCGCUCAUGACCCAUGCGGAGGAUACCCCACCGGAGCUGUCACCGAUCUUCUCUUUUCUCAACAUUCACACCAACAAGGUUUACCACGAGGGCUACUUCCUGAAGCUCAAUGACCAGGACAACCAGGGUCGACCAUGUGCCGAUCGCCAGUGGCUGGAAUGUUACGCCCAGCUCGUCGGAACGGUGCUCUCGCUCUGGGAUGCCUCGGCCUUGGACGCUACGGAUGGCGCGGAGGUCCCUGCGACUUUUAUUAACCUGGCAGAUGCCUCGAUCAAAAUGAUCGAGACUUUGCCCGUGAGAAACGGAGCGGCCCCUCCACUCAACAACGUUCUCAGUCUUUCCUCCGCCGGUCGAAAUCGAUACCUUCUCCAUUUCAGUUCCUACCACUCUUUAAUCCAAUGGACCGCCGCUGUUCGUUUGGCGAUGUUCGAACACACUUCUUUGUACGAAGCAUAUACGGGCUCCCUGAUUGCCGCGAAAGGUAAGAGCCUGAACGGCAUUCAAACAAUCUUGGCGCCGACAAGAUUUCAACAUGAGGAUUGGUGCCGUGUCCGUUUUGGCGCAGGAACUCCGUGGAGGCGAUGUUGGUUUGUGAUCAAUCCUCCAGACGCCAAAGAAAUGGCCAAGGCCAAGAAAGCAGCGAAGAAGUCGGCCUACGACCGCCUGUCCAUUCCCGUUACUGGAAAUAUCCAGUUCUUUGAGACUAAAAAGACGAAGAAGGCCACUCCUAUCGCGACAGUCACUCAUGUUUACUCGGCUUAUGCGAUCUAUCCGCAAGCGGAGGCUUUAAUUGACCAGUCUACCCUGGUCAAGUUGGAGGGACGGAUAACCAUGCACGGUCAAGGCCAAGGCCAACAACCCGCCGAAGGAUUUGUCUUUGUUAUGCCUGAAUUGCACCCGGCCGUCUCGGGCUUCGAGAUGAUGCUCCGGUUUCUCUUCCCGACCUUUGAUACCUUCAAUCUUUACGGUCGUCCAACGCGGCUUGUGGCGGACACGAACCAUAUAAAGAGUAUCAUGUUUGCAUUCCCACAAGAGCGUCGCUAUGGUUAUCUCGAUGUUAUUGACAUCAUAAACUUGCUCCAGAGCCCUGAAAGCAAGGGAUGGGAUGAGUCGCAGUGGAGAAGGAAAUUGAAAGAGGCUACUCAGAAGCGGCAAUCAGCAGGGAGAAGCCGGACAAACAGUGUGCGCAGUGCUCGACCACGCUAUCGAUCCAGCAUAUCAAGUCACCACAAUGGCAGUCACUUGAACGACUCUCCGCGCCGUUAUAACCCGGCGCCUGUGAUCCGACCCGAGUUCAACCAGUCCGCCGAUGCCGUAGUUCGCGAAGUUCCGAAGAACGACGCUCCCGUUUCGCCGAUCUACCACAACCGAGGAUUUUCAGACGUGACCGGGCUGCAUGGGGUUCGACCGCCUUCAUAUGGUGGUGAUAAUUCACCUAAUACUGGUGAUGAUUCGCUUAAUUCAUCAGCGCAAGAUUUGCUCCCGCGGGACAGAGACCUGAAAGUGGUGACACCAAUUGCAGAGCGUAGGAGCGCCGAGAUGGAUUUCCACCUCGACGACCAAGAACAGGUCCACCCACGAACUCCUCCCUCGCCGGUUGCUAGUCCACCAGCCUUCUCCCACGGGCCUCGAGAAAUGCCAAAUAACCGCCCGGAGCCAGACAGUCGCCAAAGACUCGCCAAUAACCGCAUGUCUUAUUCAACCCUCACCCAACUGAGGUCAGUUGGUAAUAUGGGAGGCAGUGGAAGCUCGCUCUCCUUCCAAGAGCAGCCCUCCGACUCGUCAAGUGUUGAGCUUCUCUCCAAUCAGGCUCCCAAUCAGAUAGGUGGCGCAGUCGUACAGCCCACGCAGCUCAUGAGCCCUCCUCUAGAACACCAUUCAAGUGAUGAAGGGCUCAGAGGCGCGAAGCAAUACACCGGAGGCCAUGGUCAGUACCCUGGAACACCGAGUACAACUAGUACCAGUACCCCGUCUCCCCAGCGAAAGCCCCCAGUUGUCUCAGCCGCCUCUGGGGAGCCAAGCUAUGACGACCUCCGUCAUACCCUGGACGAAAAUGUGCUGAAUAGCAUCAGCCCUGCUCAUUUGCCAUCCCCUACAUCUCCAAAAAAUGAAGACGAGGCAAGUGUCUACGACGAUGCUAUAUCCACAGUUUCGCCCGAUUACGCAAGCACCCAUGAUUCAGUCUACAGCAAGAAGUCGACGAGUUCAACCAAGCCACGAAUGGGUCUUUUGAAGACGGUGGGCCAACCUGCCAAGCAGGACCUUGUUAUUGGGGAUGCUCAUUAUUCCACUGACAAGCCUGCUGAACCCAGCCCUGAUAUUCCAACGGUUGACUUUGGCCCAACCAUGACCUACAUGCCCACGACUGGGCGCCCCAGCACCGGUGAUACCAUCAGGAAACUUUCGGUCCCUACCAAUGCCAUGGACCACGGGCAUAUUCGACCAUCUAGCCAGGACGAUCACAGGCGAAGCAUGUUGUGGCAGCCCGGAAUGACCGCUGGCCGCCCGACCACGCCCGGCGGAGGUCUCACACCUGAGCAAUUCGUCCAGACUCGAGCGGAGACCCGAGUAGCCCCCAGCCCCCCUGCACAUAAGCAUUUGAGGUCGAAGAGCCAUACCCCUCCUCUUCAGCGUCCUUCGUCGGGGGACUGGACCCAGCAAGUUCGCCCCAACUCGCGUAUGACUUCGUACGGCGAACUCAGCCAGCGCCCUUCCUCCCGAGGCACGGGAUCGAUGCUAAAUUACAAUGACAUGUCGAGCCAUCUCUCUGCCCGAGAGCAGGAGCACAUUGCACGAGUCACUCACUCUCCCUUCUUUGAUAUGUCCCAGGACAGGCUCCGGUCACAAGCCCCGGUCAACCCAGGUGGCCUUGUGUCGACCAUCGACGUCCGCGAACGUGAGAAGCGGGAAAUGAGGGAGGGCAUGUCAAAUCAAAUGGUGCAGCAUGCUAUCGCCCAACGGCAACAGCAGCAACUUAUGCAGCAACAACAACAGCAGCACAUGAACUCCAUGUACGGAGCUCCCUCUGUGUAUCAACAGCCACAGCCCGCAUUCCGUCACGAUUCUAUGUACAAUCUGCCAGGCGCCAGUCAAACCUGGGAUGCCUUGCAUCAGCCCCACCGUCUCGAUGAGCCCCGCCGAUCAUCCUGGUACGGACAGCUUGCGCAAGCUCCCCAGACACCCCCGCCAUAUCAACAAAACCAGGGCUACGCCCACCAUGGUUAUCUGAACAACAAUAUGAACUCCAUGCAUUACUAA
Molecule: messenger RNA, 3486 nt
Organism: Penicillium chermesinum
Lineage: Eukaryota; Fungi; Ascomycota; Eurotiomycetes; Eurotiales; Aspergillaceae
Exons: 5
Coding region: 1-3486 (1161 amino acids)
Source: RefSeq, a predicted model, not a curated record